CUGUUUCCGAAUUUAAUCGGCGAUAUUGUUGUUUUAUUCUGUUUAAUUAAUCCAAUCUAUUAGUUCCAAUUCCAUUGAGGCAUCGGCCACUCACCAUGGCCAAAGCAGCCGUGCUCUUCGGUCUUUCCUGGCUGGCCCAGUCUGCGCUCGCCAAAGACGUCCAUUUAUCCUGGAACAUCACCUGGGUCAAUGCAGCUCCUAAUGGUUACUCACGUCCCGUGAUUGGAAUCAACGGAGAAUGGCCGUGUCCGCAGGUUGAUGUCGACUUGGGAGAUCGGUUGAUCGUGGAUGUGUAUAAUGGUCUGGGGAAUCAGACGACGGGUAUUCAUUGGCAUGGAUUCCGGCAGUAUAUGACGGGGACGAUGGACGGGUCUUCAGAUGUCACUCAGUGUCCGCUUACUCCUGGGAGUAGGAUGACUUAUGAUUUCAUGGCGAACCAAACAGGGACAUAUUGGUACCACUCACAUAACAUGGGUCAAUACCCCGACGGUCUUCGCGGUUCUCUAAUUGUUCACGACCCCUUGUCUCCAAUCGAAUUCGACGACGAAUUUACCCUGACCUUCACCGACUGGUACAAUGAGCAAAUGCCAACUCUCCUGAACAUUUACCAGUCCGACGCAAAUGGGGAUGCAAAUGGCGGCCUUGAGCCGCUCCCCAAUGCAACGCUGAUAAACGACGCAUCUGAUGCCAAGAUCAAGGUCGAGCCCAACAAGACGUAUCUCGUGCACAUCGUCUGUCUGGGUAACUGGCCAGGUCAUACAUGGUUCUUUGAGGGUCAUGAUAUGACCGUUGUCGAGGUGGAUGGGGUCUAUACGGAUCCGUACCCAGUAUCUGAUAAGAAGUUGCGUGUCACGACCGGGCAACGUAUGAGUGUUCUCAUCCGUACGAAGCCUGAUAUCAGCCGCAACUAUGCUAUCUGGGAUACGACGGAUCUUAAUAUGAUGUUCUUCUACGAGAACCGGGAUAUCCCAGCCGGCUUCAACCCUAACGCUACGGCAUGGCUUGUCUACGAUGAGGCUAAGGAGCUACCGCCGGCACCACCCGUUCACAACCUCGAUCCUAACUUGGACUUCGUUGACGAUGUCGAGUUUGUGCCUCUUGACAAGGAACCGCUCCUGGAGCCCGUCGACAAGCAGAUCAUCCUGCACACGGGGUCUAGGGAGAUCAAUGGCGUCUCGCGGUUCACAGUCAAUGGCCAGACGUACAGGGCGCCAGAAGUGCCAACCCUUUACACAGCGUUGACAGCAGAUGACCCCACAGACGAGGCGAUAUACGGACAGGUCAACCCGAUGGUUGUGAACUAUGGCGAGGUCGUCGAGAUUGUGAUCAACAACCAUCACGCUAACCUGCACCCGUGGCAUCUGCAUGGGCACCAGUUCCAGGUUUUGCAAAGGUCCGCUGUAGAUGGGGGGAUGUUUAACGGAUACUUCGGCAAUAUCUCAUCGACGCCUGUCCAGCGCGAUACUAUUAUGGUGCAAAACAACGGUCACAGUGUUAUUCGCUUCCGUGCCGACAACCCAGGAAUCUGGCUGCUGCAUUGCCAUAUCGAAUGGCACGUUGAGUCGGGUUUAGUCGCGACUUUGAUUGAAGCCCCUGAUCAUAUCAACAUGACUAUCCCACAGGACCACAAGCAGAUUUGCUCUAGCUAUGGAGCGCCCACAUCCGGUAAUGCAGAUGGAAACAUUGGGGAUACUGUGGUCGUGCCCCAGCUUACCCAGGGUAAUGUCGGGUGAGUGGCUUCCUGGGACCCGAGUCAGAGCGCUGGUUUG
Molecule: messenger RNA, 1769 nt
Organism: Aspergillus glaucus CBS 516.65
Lineage: Eukaryota; Fungi; Ascomycota; Eurotiomycetes; Eurotiales; Aspergillaceae
Gene: abr1
Product: multicopper oxidase abr1
Exons: 4
Coding region: 96-1733 (545 amino acids)
Biological process (GO): reductive iron assimilation; cellular response to iron ion starvation
Cellular component (GO): high-affinity iron permease complex
Molecular function (GO): copper ion binding; ferroxidase activity
Source: RefSeq, a predicted model, not a curated record